This is a messenger RNA of Staurois parvus, 546 nucleotides long. The record is from the annotation of a GenBank genome assembly. NCBI's taxonomy places the organism in Eukaryota, Metazoa, Chordata, Amphibia, Anura, Ranidae.
GAUGGUAAAAAUAUGACGUUGCAGGACUGGACUGAAAGAGUGCGAAGUGCACUUAGAAUGUGUAACCUGACUUCCGAGCUGUGGGCAGAGGUUGCAUUGGGGGCUCUAGAGGGUGACGGCAGACGGACAGUGAUGAUAAGGUCCGAAUCUGAGAGAGACACCCUAGAGAAAAUAUUCUCCCUGCUGGAAAGAGCCCAAGGGGGGCGUGCUAAAGUAGUGCAGCUGCGGAGCCAUUUCUUCAACCGACCACAGCAAGAGGGCGAGACCCUGAUGCAGUACUCCAAUGCACUACAGGAGACACUAAAUGAAAUACUGCGGCGAGAUCCAGAGGCCAUGGGAGCUUUCCGGGAGGUGGACCGGCUACUACGAGACCAGUUCAUAGUGGGGCUCUCCAACAAGUUCUUACAGGACAAAUUGCAAGAGAUGACCCGGACAGCGCCCAACAUGACAUUCUACAGCAUCUACAUAGCCGCCGUGGAGAGAGAGGAAGAGUGCAUACCUGUGGUGGCAAGAAUAGUGAGUAGUAGCCAUGCUACAAGAGGUCAG